CCGGUGUUGGCCAAGGCAAACCAAGAAAGAAGAAAGUUAGAAAGCAAGAAAGAAAGAAAAGAAAAGAAGGGAAAAACCGUGGGGAGGAGGUGCCUCCACCGUCGUGGCUAAAUUUCGUCCUUUCUGCUCUCGUCGCGAAAUAAGUUGAUCGCCUUCUUUCAAGUUCCAACCGAAACGAUCUCUCUUUCUCUGAAAUAGCCAUGUCUUCAGAUAAUGUCCCUCCGUUCAUCGCUGCUCAGCUUAGUCACCUUCUUUCUCACUUCCCUCUUACCCUCAAGGUUGAACAGAUGUGGUCCGGUAGCAAGCACUAUUCUGGGGUAUUUGAUCGGUUCACUUUAGUUAUUCCCUACUGCUUGGACUUCAUCAGAUGGGAUGUUAUAUACAACAUAGAGAGUCCAACAGCUGCACCCGAUGUUAUUUUUGGGCUAGAAGAUGAAGAUUUUCACCCUUUUCAUAUGGAGUCUGCUGAAGGACAGUUGGACUUAAAGUCAUUAAAUAACUGUUUAAGUGAUUGGAACAACAAAGAUCCUGCACGUUUACUGGCUCUUAUUCAAUAUUUGAGAGAUCAAUACGUAUCAUAUCAAAGGAAGCGUGUUGGAGAAGUUGAUGAUGAUCGAUUGAAAUUUGAAAUCAGCACUAUAUUAUCGAGAGAGGGAAUAGAAAUGCAGAUAAGUUCUGGUGCUGAAAAGCCAGAAGAGGUUAAAUUUGCUGUUCCCCUAACGGACAUGAACAUAAAUAAGAUGGUGCCAGGAUGUCCCUGGAGACAAACUCAAAGAAUAUUCUUGCAGGUCAUAUAUCCUGUUGGGAGAAAAUACAUGUCAGCUCCUUCAGCACCUCGCCUGAAGUUAGUAUCUACACCUGAAUUGAAAGCUCUAUUUUCCAUUGAGGAUGUGAAGUUACCUUCUUGGUUAGACGGAAUGUGCCUGGCAGAAUAUCUGCCUCAGCUUGAAGAAUCUCUUGAGAAACAGGUCUUGGAGGCUGUUUCAUUAAUUGAUGUUAAAAGGCACUUUAUUGAGGCACUAGCAUGUCAAUUUGGGAGGCCUAUUGAAGCUGAUCCGGUCUUUUGCAGAAAGGCAACCUUUCUUGCUGCAUCUGGAGUUUUCACAUUCUUGGUACACUUCCUAAUACCAGCACAGUUUCCAAAGCAACAGCCAUCUCUUCUCCUUCAAAGUUCUCAGCAUUUCAAUUCUUACAUGGCGCCCAUUAAGUCCCGCAUUUUGACUGACUACCCAUGGAGCCCAAGAUGGGAAGCAUCAGCGAUGGCUGAGCGGAUCUUUGAGUUUCUGGCAGAUGAGGCUCUAAACUUCAAGAGGCAGUUGAAUGAGGGACAGCUUCAAUAGCAAGGAGAAUUACCGUAGGAUGUUCUGCUCACCCCUGAUAUUAUGGCAAUCUGAGCGUGUAAAGUUGUUGAUGAAGUGCACGUUUUGUUUUGUUUUUUUGUGCUCGGAGGGGUAUUGCACAUGGAAGUACAAAUGUAUUGCUGUCAGUCAACUUGUUUUCUUGGCCCCCAGUUACGUUAGGGUUUGUAUUACUAUUGAUAAUCGGUGAAGAAAUCCCUGGAGGCUUGUCGUUCUAACCAUGGUGAGGUACAUUCUACAGAUUAGGAUUCAGAUCCGUUGGGGUGAUUCGUAAAGUUUUCUGAAGUGAAAAUUUGUUGAGAAGAAAA
Molecule: messenger RNA, 1666 nt
Organism: Prosopis cineraria
Lineage: Eukaryota; Viridiplantae; Streptophyta; Magnoliopsida; Fabales; Fabaceae
Exons: 13
Coding region: 201-1340 (379 amino acids)
Biological process (GO): double-strand break repair
Cellular component (GO): BRCA1-A complex; BRISC complex
Source: RefSeq, a predicted model, not a curated record